Messenger RNA from Cynara cardunculus var. scolymus (artichoke), 2198 nucleotides. RefSeq names its product pyrophosphate--fructose 6-phosphate 1-phosphotransferase subunit alpha-like. Gene Ontology annotation, cellular component: cytosol. The coding region runs from base 131 to 1975 and encodes 614 amino acids. Gene Ontology annotation, biological process: response to glucose; glycolytic process; photosynthesis. The transcript is spliced from 19 exons. NCBI's taxonomy places the organism in Eukaryota, Viridiplantae, Streptophyta, Magnoliopsida, Asterales, Asteraceae. Gene Ontology annotation, molecular function: ATP binding; 6-phosphofructokinase activity; diphosphate-fructose-6-phosphate 1-phosphotransferase activity. The record is from RefSeq and is a predicted model, not a curated record.
GGAGGUGCUAAAAUGGCGGACAUCUUCUUCAACUAGCCAUUCCAUUGCUGAUUGCUGGGAGAAGAAAACACACGGAUUGUCUUUCUUCUUAUUCCAUUCAGACAACAACUGCGUAAAAACAGAGUAACAGAUGGAAUCAGAUUAUGGACUUCCCAGAGACCUUUCUCAUCUCCAACAGAUUCGAUCUCUUUACAAACCACAGCUACCCCCUUGCCUUCAGGGAACUACUGUGCGAGUAGAAUUUGGUGAUGCAACUACUGCAGCAGAUUCCUCUAGUGCUUGUGCUAUCAGUCAAUCAUUUCCUCACACUUAUGGUCAGCCUUUGGCUCAUUUUCUUAGAGCUACAUCCAAUGUCCCUGAUGCACAGAUUAUUACUGACCAUCCUGCAAUCAAGGUUGGAUUGGUUUUCUGUGGUAGACAAUCUCCAGGAGGACAUAAUGUUGUAUGGGGACUAUAUGAAGCUCUCAAGAUUCACAAUUCUGAAAGUACUUUGCUUGGAUUUCUGGGUGGUUCUGAAGGUUUAUAUGCUCAAAGAAUACUCGAAAUCACAGAUGAUGUUCUUGCAACCUACAAAAAUCAAGGUGGUUUUGAUCUUUUGGGGCGAACGAAAGAUCAAAUAAGAACAACAGAACAAGUGAAUGCUGCAAUGGAUGCAUGUAAGGCUUUGAAGUUGGAUGGCCUUGUUAUUGUUGGAGGGGUAACAUCAAACACAGAUGCUGCCCAUCUUGCUGAGGCUUUUUCUCAAGCAAAAUGCUCUACAAAGGUGGUAGGAGUACCUGUUACAUUGAAUGGAGAUCUCAAGAACCAGUUUGUCGAAGCUAAUGUUGGUUUCGAUACAGUUUGCAAGGUUGACUCUCAGCUCAUCAGCAACCUCUGCACAGAUGCUCUUUCUGCUGAGAAGUACUAUUAUUUUGUUCGGCUCAUGGGUCAGAAGACCUCUCACGUUGCCUUGGAAUGCACUCUGCAGUCACAUCCUAACAUGGUUAUUCUUGGUGAAGAAGUUGUUGCUUCAAAACUUACCAUCUUUGAUAUAACAAAACAGAUAUGUGAUGCUGUUGAAGCCAGGGCAAAACAAGAAAAAUACCAUGGUGUCAUCCUACUUCCAGAAGGGCUUAUAGAAAGCAUUCCUGAAGUUUAUGCACUCUUGCAGGAAAUCCAUCGAUUUCUCCGACAAGGUGUUUCUGUUGAUAAAAUAUCAACACAAUUGUCACCUUGGGCAUCCGCAUUAUUUGCAUUUUUGCCAUCAUUUAUUAGAGAAGAGCUUCUCCUUUAUCCUGAAUCAGAUGACUCAGCACAAUUGUCUCAGAUUGAAACCGAGAAGCUUCUUGCUGUUCUUGUAGAAGCGGAGAUGAACAAACGACUGAAAGAAGGGACAUACAAAGGGAAGAAAUUUACUGCUAUCUGCCAUUUUUUGGGUUAUCAAGCUCGGGGUUCUCUGCCUUCGAAAUUCGAUUGUGACUAUGCCUAUGUUCUUGGACAUAUUUGUUACCAUAGUUUGGCCGCUGGUCUAAAUGGUUAUAUGGCCACCGUAACUAACUUGAAGGAUUCUUUAAGCAAAUGGCGGUGUGGUGCUGCUCCAAUAACGGCUAUGAUGGCCGUAAAGGAUCAUGGUCGUGCUUCUGGAGCCAUGAUGAUUGGAAAACCCGCUGUCCAUCCUGCUACAGUCGACGUUAGAGGCAAAGUGUAUGAGCUGCUUAGAAAAAAUGCAAACAAAUUCUUGAUGGAUGAUGUUUACAGAAACCCGGGACCUCUUCAGUUUGAUGGUCCGGGAGCUGAUUCUAGGACGGUGAGCUUGUAUAUCGAGGAUCUGGAUUACAUGGGCCGUAUCAAAGAACUGAACGUAUAUCUCGACAAGGUACGAAGCAUUGUGAAACCAGGUUGUUCUCAGGACAUUUUGAGAGCGGCUUUGAGCGCUAUGUCGUCCGUGACCGACAUUCUCUCUGUCAUGUCGUCUUCAUCAAAUGGCAGCAUUUAAAGUAGUUCGAAUUUACCGGAAUGUUACUGUAACCUUAAGUUCAUUUCUCAAUUUGUAUAAUGAGCUCUUUUAGCAUCCCAAUCUUUGAUCAUUUGGGGAAGUUGAAUAAUGAGAAAUAACCGCGUUUUAGGUAGCGAAAUGCUGCCAUUUUGUAAAUUCUUUGCGGGUUGUUUAAAGGUAUCGAUUAUAUUGAAUCAACAUUAAUGCUUGUGACCUUGCAAAC